Hordeum vulgare subsp. vulgare (domesticated barley) is the source of this 1701-nucleotide messenger RNA. RefSeq names its product phytosulfokine receptor 2-like. The coding region runs from base 103 to 1395 and encodes 430 amino acids. The record is from RefSeq and is a predicted model, not a curated record. Lineage: Eukaryota; Viridiplantae; Streptophyta; Magnoliopsida; Poales; Poaceae. The transcript has a single exon. Gene Ontology annotation, molecular function: protein binding.
AGUUUUCGCCAACAACACUUGCUUUCCAAAACAAAACGUUUCUCACCGAGUAGCUACGUUCGUGUAUACAGUCAUAGCAGACCACCGCUGAAUCCAUCCUCCAUGGCGAGGUGCUGGCUGCUGCUCCUCCUCUGUGCGUUCCUCUGGCCGGCGGUGAGCGCGACGCCGUGCCACCACCACGACCUCCACGCGCUGCGGGGCUUCGCCGAAGAGCUCGGCGGCGGGGGAGCCCUGCUCCGCACCGCAUGGUCCGGCGCCUCGUGCUGCGACUGGGAAGGCGUGGGCUGCGACGGCGCCACCGGUCGCGUCACGGCGCUGCGGCUCCCCGGCCACGGCCUCGCCGGGCCUAUCCCGGGAGCUUCUCUAGCGGGCCUCGUGUGGCUGGAGGAGCUCUUCCUCGGCUCCAACUCUUUCGUCGGCGUUCUCCCCGACGAGCUCUUCGGCCUCGCCAGGCUAAGGAAGCUCUCACUCGCAUCCAACGAGCUCACCGGCGAGCUGAGCCCACGCCUCGGCGAGCUCACACGCCUCACCUCGUUGGACUUGUCCGACAACCGCUUCUCCGGCCGCCUCCCGGACGUGUUCGACGACCUCACGUCGCUCGAGCAUCUGGCGGCGCACUCCAACGACUUCUCCGGCUUCUUGCCGCCGUCUCUGGCAUCACUAUCUUCCCUCCGCGAGCUCAACCUCCGGAACAACUCCAUGUCCGGUCCGAUUGCUCGUGUCAGCUUCUCUGGCAUGCCAUUUCUUUCCUCCGUCGACUUCUCCACAAACCACCUGACCGGGUGGCUCCCGACUAGCCUCGCCGCCUGCGGCGAGCUCCGGUCGCUCAACCUUGCCAACAACACGUUGGUCGGCAACAUCCCGUCGUGGAUGGGUGAGUUUGACCGCCUCUGGUACUUGGAUCUCUCCAACAACUCAUUUGUUGGCGAGGUGCCCAGAAGUUUGAUACGGCUCAUGGACCUCACCACUGUGGGUACUUCACCGGGUAUGGCUCUCAGUAACUUGCCAUUGUAUGUAAAUCACAAUAGAAGAACACUCGACGAGCAACCAAACACCAUUACCGGGACCAACAACACCGUGAGAUCUGGGCGCAACAACACCAUGUCCGGGAAUGACAACACUGUCAUGUCCGGAGACAACAACGCUGUGUCUGGCAGCUUCAACACCCUCGUAUGUGGGGACAACAAUGUUCUAACUGGUGACCACCAUGUCGUAUCCGGGAGCAACCAUAUUGUGACUAACAGCUACAAUAAAGUGUCUGGGUGCACCAAUAAUGUAUCCGGGAGCAACCAUACUGUAUCCGGGAGCAACAAUACCGUAUCUGGGAGUAGCAAUACGGUAUCUGGGAGCAACCAUAUUGUCUCUGGGAGCAACAAAAUCGUAACUGGAGGUUAGUGAUCUCUGUUCAGUGGAUGAUUCCAUCUGCAAGUAUCAGAUCCCGGAGGGCAUCGAAGAGAGACUCGUGAAGUGAGGAAUAAGAGGUUCUCUAGCUAGUCUGAACUGAAAAUCUUGGGUAGAUGGAUACCCUAGCUUGUUCCAAGUUGAGGGGCACCAUCAAGACCUUUUGUAUCUUUACUGCUUUUUUAGCAUAGUAUUUCAAUUUCCGCAGCCAUAUUAGUAUGUAUUUCCGUACUUGUAAUAUUAGUGUUAAGUUCAAGCCUAUCAUGAGAAAUAUCCAAUGAUGGACUCGCCUUUCUCCGA